This is a messenger RNA of Pygoscelis adeliae (Adelie penguin), 1904 nucleotides long. RefSeq names its product CD58 molecule (gene CD58). The coding region runs from base 1 to 990 and encodes 329 amino acids. Lineage: Eukaryota; Metazoa; Chordata; Aves; Sphenisciformes; Spheniscidae. The transcript has 10 exons. The record is from RefSeq and is a predicted model, not a curated record.
AUGGGCAGGAGGCCUAAUUCAAGUGAACAGAGGGAAACACACAUCCACUGUGAGGACGUGAUUGGCAUCGUGGGAGAAAAUUUUACUUUUCCAGUAAAAAUAGACCAAAAAAUAACGGAAAUUAUUUGGACAAAAAACAAGGAUAAAGUGGCUGAAUGGGAAGGGCAAAAGAAAACAACAUAUUUUACAUCUCUCCAUAACAGAGGCUUGCUUAACGAGGAGAAUGGGUGCUUGACUAUAUUUAACUUGGAGAACAAUGAUGCUGGCAAAUACGAGUUAGACUACUUUGAUUCAGCGAAAAAAAAUGACGUCUUAACCUUCGUACUGACUGUGUUGGCUCCCCCUCCAGAACCUGAAAUAAAUUGCAACAUCAGUGGUGAUGGCCUUGUGUUAAAAUGUACAGCAGAUUUCCAGGAACCUCUGAAUUACACUUGGAAGUUCAGAAGCAUAACAAUCCCUCAUCAGACCCAGGAAGUUUUCAUCCCUAUGAAGGAUGUUGAUGCUUCCGAGAAAGCUGCAUGUUUCAUUAAAUUCUCUCAAACAGAAAAGAGCUCUGAAAUCUCUUUGACUCAAUGCUUUCCAGAUAAAAAAGGAGACAGCUAUCACAAAAGAAACAGAGGCGGUCUUAUUGCGGCUUUUCUUCUCAUUAUAGUUGUAGGAAUACUAGGAUUCCUAUACAGAAGAGGUAGAACUGCAUCUGGAACAGGAAGAGCUGCUCAGAAGAACAGUCCAAUGCAUGGCUCAGGAGAAUGUCAGCUACUUUGCUCUGUCGACAGCCAACAACAGCCUAACUCAGACAGAGCUACAUCUUCACAAGCUGUUGAUUAUGAGAAUGAAAAGCCUGAAGCAGACAAAGAAUUGAACAAGGAGGACAGUGCCCUAAAAGACAAGUGGACAGUUAACAAUGGUGUAAAUCAGGAAGAAGUGACCCAGGAUGCAGAAGGUGGAAACAAGGAGCACCUGAGCAACUCUCACAGCUGCAGUAAAUAAGCAAAUAAUUGCUUUGUGGACCAAACAACAAUGGAAGAGAAGCAGUAGAAUUCAACGGUGAAGGAGCUGCUAUCUUCUCUCUUGGAGGUUUUCCACCAGCACUGAAGUCAUCCAUGAAGAAGUGCUUUGAAGACUAGCUGAGCUUUUUCCAGUGCCUAUUUUUCUUUCCUCAGAAGGGACAGCCUCCUGUUCUAGUGUCACUGCGUGAAGAUAAAUAGGCUGAAUCAUGGGCAAAAUCUUUUGUAUUGUUUUGUAUCCAGUUUUAACAAACAGUGCUCUACUAACACAAAAUGUAAGAGCUAAGGCCUUUUUUUAUAAUUGGUAUUUAGAGAUUAACAAAGUCAUACCCAUUUGCAUAAAUGUGGAUCAAUCCAAAGGUAAUCAGCUUUCUAUGCAAUUUUGGAUCAGUACAUUUUUACAAUCAGAAGAAAGACAGUUCAUCCUUCAGCUGUUCCAGAUGGAUGAAAGUUUGCAUUUGCUAGUCUCAGUUCUCCAGCAGGAACUCAAUGCUCCAGACAAAUAUUCUCCAAAAUAGCUAUCUCCAGGAGCUGGCAGAAGACUCGCAAACUGAUCAUCUCCUGAUGGUGGUUGAUUUUGUGAGAAAGCUACAAUUCAGUUUGUUGUUGUGUUGGAACAAAGCUGCUGCUAAUUAGCAGUGGUUUGGGUUUUUUUUCCUUGAACUUUUGAUAUUUUUUGCACUUUUAGGUUUCUUUUUUAUGUCUUAGCUUCUGCUUCAUGUUAUUCUAAGAGAAUGUCAACCUACUCGCUUCUAAAGAAUAAGGGUAUGUUUUUAGGUUGCUUGUGACUGGAAAGAAAACUUGAAAACUGAGGUCAUAUAUACACUGAAGCUCAAAAAGAAUCAAAGAGAAAAGAAUACCAUGUAUUAAUGUUUUCAAAACAUCAAGCUAUGGAGU